Messenger RNA from Puntigrus tetrazona (Sumatra barb), 2632 nucleotides. RefSeq names its product septin 8a (gene septin8a). The record is from RefSeq and is a predicted model, not a curated record. Gene Ontology annotation, molecular function: GTP binding; molecular adaptor activity; GTPase activity. The transcript is spliced from 10 exons. The coding region runs from base 131 to 1552 and encodes 473 amino acids. Gene Ontology annotation, biological process: cytoskeleton-dependent cytokinesis. Lineage: Eukaryota; Metazoa; Chordata; Actinopteri; Cypriniformes; Cyprinidae. Gene Ontology annotation, cellular component: cell division site; septin complex; microtubule cytoskeleton.
AUCCCAACCACAGUGUGUGUGUGUGUGUGUAUGCGCUCGCGUGUGUGUCAGCGGACGGUGAGAGAGACGAAGGCAGGCAGGCAGGCAGGCAGCUCCCUUUCGCCUUAUCUAAACACAUACAUUCCUCAUCAUGGCGGCCACGGAUGUAGACAUAUUUUCUAAUGAAGAAAAGCGGAACCUCAGCCUUGGCGGUCAUGUUGGCUUUGACAGUCUGCCCGAUCAGCUGGUCAGUAAAUCGGUGACUCAGGGUUUCUGCUUCAACAUCCUCUGUGUGGGUGAGACGGGCAUCGGCAAGUCGACGUUAAUGAACACCCUUUUUAACACCAUGUUUGAAAACGAGGAGGCCAGCCAUUACCAAAACGGUGUUUACCUGCGGCCCAGAACGUACGACUUGCAAGAGAGCAACGUCCACCUAAAACUGACCAUUGUCGACACGGUGGGCUUCGGGGACCAGAUCAACAAAGAAGAAAGCUAUAAACCCAUUGUGGACUAUAUCGACACACAGUUUGAAAACUACCUGCAAGAAGAGCUGAAAAUAAAGCGUUCUUUAUUCAAUUACCACGACACCAGAAUCCACAUCUGCCUGUACUUCAUCGCUCCUACGGGACACUCGCUCAAGUCUUUGGAUUUAGUCACCAUGAAGAAGUUGGACAGCAAGGUGAACAUCAUUCCUAUUAUUGCUAAAGCUGACACGAUUUCUAAGAGUGAACUGCACAAGUUCAAGAUCAAAAUCAUGAGCGAGCUGGUUAGCAACGGUGUUCAGAUCUACCAGUUUCCCACAGACGACGAAGCCGUGACAGAAAUAAACUCCUCUAUGAACGCCCACCUUCCCUUCGCUGUGGUGGGCAGCGUGGAGGAGGUGAAGGUGGGGAAUAAGACGGUGAGGGCCAGGCAGUAUCCGUGGGGAGUGGUUCAAGUGGAGAACGAGAGUCACUGUGAUUUCGUGAAGCUGCGGGAGAUGCUGAUCAGAGUGAACAUGGAGGAUCUGCGAGAACAGACUCACGCCAGGCACUACGAACUCUACAGGCGCUGUAAACUAGAGGAGAUGGGCUUCAAAGACACCGACCCAGACAGCCAGCCUUUCAGUCUACAGGAGACAUAUGAAGCCAAAAGGAAGGAGUUUCUUGGAGACCUGCAAAGGAAGGAAGAGGAGAUGCGGCAGAUGUUCGUGAACAAAGUGAAGGAGACUGAGGGCGAGCUGAAGGAGAAGGAGAGAGAGUUACACGAGAAGUUCGAGCAGCUGAAGCGCAUGCACCAGGAGGAGAAGAGGAAGGUGGAGGAGAAGAGACGGGAGCUAGAGGAGGAGAUGAACGCCUUCAACCGGAGGAAGGUGGCCGCAGAGACCCUCUCGCUCUCACAGCCCCUCAAGAAGGACAAAGACAAGAAAAAGUCGGUAAAAACUGAGAACCAAUCAGGCGUCAGCCUCUCCAGCUCCAAAGUGAUGAUGGCCAAAGCCAACAUGGAGCCCUUGAACUGCCAGAGCUGGUGGCAGGCCAUACAGUGCUGCACCUGCCUGGUCCACAACGACGCCUGGAGGCAAGGUCUCUUCUGAGAGCCGGCCAGCAUCAGCUGAGGAUGCCCGGACAUCAGCAGGCCGUGGAACUGAGGGAAAACAACAACAACAAACCGCUUGACCGACGGAGACAAGGCCACCAAAAAACCUAACGACUUACAGAGGGUCUGUAUCUGUAAUGGUUUCUGUGUAAGCCCUUCAUGAGCGGGCUGUAAAAAAACGUGCCGUGUUCAAUAGCCUCUAUGUUUUUAAAAAAAUAACAAGCCUCUCGCUCUUAUUCCCAAUACAGAUACAGUCUGUUUUCAUCAACGCGGGCCAUUUUGUUAACGUGAAAGCCAUGCACAACCCACCGAAACCGUUUCGUUUUUUGGGAAUUGAUUCCCCCGAUUGAUUUUCCAUUCGAGAAAUACGAGUCGAACUAAUCAGCGUUCGCAAUCAUUGAUGAAUACAGUAACGUGCACUUAUGAAAAAACUAAAGAUGAAAAUCGGGCCAAUUCUGAUUUCACAUCGUCUUCUAGCUUCGUCUGCUUGGAAAAACAAAUAAGCCAUGUUACAUGAAUAGGAAUGACGUGAUGGUUUCAUGAGUUCAGGGUAGUAAAACACAUUGCCUUGUGGGAUGUUUUGUGAAAUGUUUACUGUGGAAGUGUGACUUUCCUCUGUAUCUCUGGCUGUAUGUGUGAGCGUUUACUUCUCCAAGAGACUGACGAGUCGCGUGGACCUUGUACGGUAAUAUAUUUAAAGGGAUUCUUAAUUGUGGAUAUUUAUUUGGGAGGUUUUAAGGAAAUUUAUUUUUCUACGCUAUUAGAUAUUUUUUCAUUUCACAAGCAAUUCUAUUUAAUUAUUCUACGCGUUACAGACAUCUAGAUAUCUAUAAUAUGACCUAUAAAGGGAGAUCUCACAGAAACAUCCCAAAAUAUAUAAUGCAUAAAGAAAAAGCCUUUUUAGGACCAUCAAGAUUUAUUAAUUUAUUUUAAUUAAAAAUUUAAUUUAUCUAUUUGAACUAUUUUUGCAUUAUAAAAUGUGCUAAUUACUAAUGAAAAUAGUUUCACACUGAACCCAGUCUUGUCUAAAAAAAAUAAAAUAAAUAAAUAAAAAAUAAAAUUAACAUUUUUAAAAUAG